AUGGAUGACGGUGAGCUGCCUGCAGGUCAGCCUCAGAUAGAACCUCAAGAUGGGGGUCCUCCCGGCGGCGGCGUGGGGAGCCUAGGGUCACACCUGCCUUCUGCAUCCGACGAGAAUGAGAACCAGCUGGACGGCUGUGGGCAGCACGGCCUGACGGGCAGUGCCGGGGCCAUGGGCAGGCCUGCAGAGGCCGAGCAGGACAGUCUCAACAACAAUGCAGGCUGCACGCCACCCUGGGAGGCGGCCGAGGGGGAGGCCUCGGAGCACGCCGCCUGGGGAGGCCCCGGAGGUGGACAGGACCUCUCGGGGAAGGACACAACAGCCCCUGGAAAUGGAAGCUCAAGAACCACGGGCCCGGCGAGGACAACGCCACCAGGACUUUCCUCGGGAGAUGCCGCACCUGUAAUGCAAGAAGACGUGCUGAGUGCAUUCACACAUGCGGAUGGCGGGGAAGAGUCCGCCAAAGGACAUGCUCACGACCAGCCAGAAGCCCCGACCCCAGCUUUGCAGUCUCUGUUCUCGCUGAUCCGAGGUGAAGUGGAGCAGUUGGACUCGAGAGCACUUCCCCUCUGCCUUCAUCAGAUAGCGGAGUCCUAUUUCCAGGAGGAGGACUAUGAGAAAGCAAUGAAGUUCAUUCAACUUGAGCGCCUGUAUCAUGAGCAAUUGCUUGCAAACCUUUCUGCAAUUCAAGAACAAUGGGAAACAAAAUGGAAAACUGUGCAACCACGUGCAGUCACGUCUCCAAGGAAUUCAGAGAGGGGAUUUAACGGUGAAGAUUUUGAACGGCUAACCAAAUUUUGCGCAACACAUCAAGACCCUCUUCCAUCCGCAUACAAGACGGCAGCUGCGGAGCCGGCCCUGGGGAGGCAGCGCGUGGCCACGUCGGUGGAGCCUGGGGGUCCCCUGGGAAGCGAAGUGGCAGCCCCGGCGCCCGAGCGUGGAGCGGGGCCUGGCAUGGAGCCACGCGCAGAGAGCCCGCGGAGGGCGGACCCCCCCACCCCGGGGAGCGGGACGGCCGCCGCGGGCCCGGAGCGCCCCGCCCCGGAGCUGCCCGCCCGGCCCGCCGGCCGGCUGUCUGCCCAGAGCGCCCGGGAGGACCCGGAGGACUGGGAGGACGGCGGCUGCCCGCAGCCGGCGCCCCCGGAUGCCUGCGGGGCUGCAGCCCAGGCCGAGGGCCCCUCCGAAGACUCCGAGGCGCCCCUCGCCAGCAGGGCAGCGACCGCGCCCCCGGUGUCCGUGGGCUCCGAGCCGACGCCCCCUGCCCCGGGGGCUCACCCCGCGGGCUCCGAGCCGACGCCCCCUGCACUGGGGUCUCCCUCCGAGCUGACCCCCCCUGCACCGGCAGCUCCCUCCGAGCCGUCACCCCCGGCCCCGGCGUCAGCGGGCUCGGAGCUGACCUCCCCUGCACCGGUGACACCCCCAGCCCCGGGGGCUCCCCCCUUGCCGGCGCCCAGGAAGGAGCUCCAGCUGCCGCUGGCAGAUGCCCCUGGGGCGGCGCCCGCAGACCGCCCUGCGCCCCCGGACCUGGAGGAGCCGCCGCAGCCGGAACCCGCGGGCAGCGACGGGGGGCCCGGCGGGGGCGGCCUGAGCGCAGAGCCCCCGGAGGGGUGCGCGGCCCCCGCGGGGCGGGGCGGCCCGGACCCCCGCGUCAGCCGGGAGGCGGAGGACUACCUGAGCAGCCUGCUGCAGGGCUGCCUGCUGGAGGGAGACCUCCCGGACCUGUCCCCCGACCUGUCCCCCGACGAGGCCUCCUACAGCCUCCAGGACGACCCGCCCUCCGACGGCAGCCUGUCCCCCGACGACCUGGCCCCCAGGAUCCAGAUCGCCGAGGUGGUUCCAGCCGCGGGCCUGGUCUCCAUAUUGAAGAAGAGGAAUGACGCAGUAGGAGGCCCCGCCCAGAUGCAGCAGAAGCCGGCCAAGCGGAGAGUGCGGUUCCAGGAAAUAGAUGACAACUUGGACCAGGAUGAGCCCGGAAGCGGCUCCUGCCUCCUGCUGGUCCUGCUGUGCAUAGCCACGGUGCUCCUGAGCGUCGGGGGGACGGCGCUGUACUGCGCCUUCGGGGACCUGGCGUCCCCCGUGUGCACGGACUUCGCCCACAACGUGGACUUCUACUACACGAAGCUGCUGCGGGGCGUGGCGGGGCUGAAGCACUGGGUCUACCUCUCCUAG
Pipistrellus nathusii (Nathusius's pipistrelle) is the source of this 2169-nucleotide messenger RNA. The record is from the annotation of a GenBank genome assembly. Lineage: Eukaryota; Metazoa; Chordata; Mammalia; Chiroptera; Vespertilionidae.